This is a messenger RNA of Rotaria socialis, 771 nucleotides long. Lineage: Eukaryota; Metazoa; Rotifera; Eurotatoria; Philodinida; Philodinidae. The record is from the annotation of a GenBank genome assembly.
AUGGAAGCAUUGUCUUUCAGAAUCGCAUUCAGAACGCUGCUAUCGUGUCGAAUAGCUCGUGCAUAUUAUCCGUUAUUUAAACGACAGAAAAGUAGUACAACUAAAUCUGACUUUCGUGAUCGAUCGUUAUACAAAUAUUUUGUCGAUUUUCAAACACGAUGGCGUGACAAUGAUGUUUAUAGCCAUGUCAAUAAUGCUGUUUAUGGUGAAUGGAUCGACUCAAUUGUCAAUAAAUAUUUAAUUGAAAAAUGUUCACUUGAACCAUUGAAAUCUCCGUUGAUAGGUUUUGUUGUUUCUUCUCANGACAGAAAAGUAGUACAACUAAAUCUGACUUUCGUGAUCGAUCGUUAUACAAAUAUUUUGUCGAUUUUCAAACACGUCAUUAGAUGGCGUGACAACGAUGUUUAUGGCCAUGUCAAUAAUGCUGUUUAUGGUGAAUGGAUCGACUCAAUUGUCGAUAUGUAUUUAAUUGAGAAAUGUUCACUUGAUCCGUUGAAAUCUCCAUUAUUAAGUUUUAUUGUUUCGUCUCAUUGUAAUUAUUAUUCUCCUAUUUCUUAUCCAUCGAAAAUUGCAGCUGGAUUAUUUGUGAAACGAAUAGGGAAAUCAUCUGUCGAUUACUGUGUUGGCAUAUUCGAAAAUCGUCGAUCAGAACAGGCUUCAGUUGUUGGUGGUUUCACUCAUGUUUUUGUUGAUCGAAUAAAUCAUCGUCCUCAACCGUUCGAUGAUGAAAUGAAAAAACAAUUUCUAUCCAUAUCACAUAUAAAUCAUUAA